This is a messenger RNA of Macrosiphum euphorbiae (potato aphid), 633 nucleotides long. The record is from the annotation of a GenBank genome assembly. Lineage: Eukaryota; Metazoa; Arthropoda; Insecta; Hemiptera; Aphididae.
AUGCAAACUCGACUUCCAAGUAAAAGUAUUCAUGCAUUAAGUAAAUCACUUUUAGAUCUCAAACCAUUCAUUCCGUCAGAAUUUGUGAGAAAAACCAGACAUAUUCAAGACAUUAGUAGAUGGAAAGCGACGGAAUUGCGUUUAUUUAUAUUAUAUAUUGGUGUUGUUGUACUUAAAGACAUUUUAAAUAAGAAUAUUUAUACUAAUUUUAUGAGUUUGUAUGUUUCGAUAUUGAUACUACUGAGCCCCGACUAUGAGUGUUGUAUAGAUUAUGCUGAAUCAUUGUUGGACUAUUUUGUGAGAACAUUUGAUGAAAUAUAUGGUCGUCAGCAUAUUUCUCACAAUAUCCAUGGUCUUUUACAUAUAGUUGACGACUAUAGAACUCAUGGACCACUGGAUAAUUGUAGUGCAUUUCCAUUCGAGAAUUACAUGAAAACACUCAAAUAUAGAAUUAGGAAACAUGAUAAGCCACUGGAACAAUUAAUUAAUAGAUAUAAUGAAAUAUAUAAUAAUCAAAAUAUCAAUUCAAAUUUAUCAGAACAACACUCAACAAAUGAACAAACAUUAUUAUUAAAAUGUCAUAAAAAUGGUCCUUUAGUAAAAAAAUUAAUGGGUUACAGUAUUACAAAUUAA